AGAUCACUGGAAAUGGCGGCGCGUGGCCGAGAAAGGAACACAUCAUCCUCGGCACGUGAUACGUUUUCGUCCCUUUGCCUUCAUCGUCGUCGAGGGUUUAAACCCUCACCGAGCUCUGUCGAAGAGAUCGAUACCAAGCGCGAUGUGGUGGCUCGCUGCUGCUCGCCGGACGUCAGCGCUCCGGCCGGGACUGAGAUCCUUGUCUUCCUCCACGACGUGCCGCACCGUUGUGCUGCCGCGUUUCGGCGGGCCGGAGGUCCUUGAGGUUCGCCACGCCGUCGCCGUCCCCGAUCUCAAACCUCGGCAGGUUCUCGUCCGUGCCCGCGCGGUUUCCAUCAAUCCUCUGGAUCUUCGAAUGCGAUCUGGGUAUGGUCGUUCUAUAUUUGAGCCGCUUCUGCCCUUGAUUCUUGGGCGUGAUGUUAGUGGUGAGGUUGCAGCUGUUGGAGCUUCAGUUUCAUCGCUGAGUGUUGGACAGGAAGUCUUCGGCGCGCUUCAUCCCACUGCAGUGAGAGGCACUUACUCUGAUUAUGCCAUUCUUGCAGAAGAUGAGCUAACUUUGAAACCAUCUUCAGUGACUCAUGUGGAGGCAAGUGCCAUUCCUUUUGCUGCUCUUACUGCAUGGCGUGCUUUGAUGAGUACAGCUAGAAUUGAUAAUGGACAGAGAAUACUAGUGAUCGGUGGAGGUGGAGCAGUUGGACUAGCUGCAAUUCAGCUUGCAGCAGCUGCUGGUUGCAGUGUAUCAACUACUUGUGGAAGCCAGAGUAUUGAGCGUGUUUUGGCUGUUGGUGCUGAGCAGGCUAUUGAUUAUACGACAGAGGAUAUUGAACUAGCUAUCAAAGGGGAGUUCAAUGCUGUUCUAGAUACGAUUGGGAUUCAAGAAACAGAAAGAGUUGGAAUUAACCUUUUGAAGAAAGGUGGGCACUACAUGACACUGCAGGGAGAGACUGCAGCUCUAGCUGAUAGAUAUGGAUUGGGUCUUGGUAUUCCUGCAGCCACUGCCAUCUUGUUUAAGAAGCAAAUUCAGUAUCGAUAUUCUCAUGGAAUAGAGUAUUCGUGGACGUACAUGAGGGCUGACGCGGAAGGCUUGGACGAGAUCCGAAGACUGUCUGAAGCUGGAAAACUGAAGAUACCAGUAGAAAAGACAUUUCCAAUCACACAAAUAAAAGAAGCUCAUGAGGUAAAAGAAAAAAGGAUAGUCCCAGGUAAGGUUGUGUUAGAGAUUGACUGAAAUUAAAUUUUCAUCUCCAGGUAGAACAGUUCAAAUCAAUAAUUCCUGCAAAUGUAUAUAUUUCCCUUUAUUUAUUUUUUUUAUUUUUAUUAUUUUUUUCUUUUAUACUUUUCUCUACAUAUCUUCCAGCCAUUACUCUAGUGGCCAUCUGCAGUUUGGAUAUGCGGGGCCUCUAUAAUACAACCAAGGCUGUAGAGUGAUCUGGGUGUCUUUUAUUGAUGGACAAAACAACAUGAUCAUGUUUGUUUUGUUGUUUGGAAAAUGUGAGACAAUAGAAUAAUAGCUGUUACACAAAAAUUCUUUUCAUCUUUUU
This is a messenger RNA of Dioscorea cayenensis subsp. rotundata (Guinea yam), 1541 nucleotides long. RefSeq names its product reticulon-4-interacting protein 1, mitochondrial. Lineage: Eukaryota; Viridiplantae; Streptophyta; Magnoliopsida; Dioscoreales; Dioscoreaceae. Bases 143 to 1228 code for a protein of 361 amino acids. The record is from RefSeq and is a predicted model, not a curated record. The transcript has 7 exons. Gene Ontology annotation, molecular function: oxidoreductase activity.